Messenger RNA from Adineta ricciae, 270 nucleotides. NCBI's taxonomy places the organism in Eukaryota, Metazoa, Rotifera, Eurotatoria, Adinetida, Adinetidae. The record is from the annotation of a GenBank genome assembly.
AUGUUGUUGUUAUUCAUUCAAGAUUGUUCAAAGUUACAAUUAUUAUAUAUAAUGGGAAAUCUCAAAUCCCGUUUUCGUCAGCGUAAAAAUGGCGAUACUGUGCCAUCAAAUAACUUGUCAAGUUCAUCGUCUCAAGCUUCAAAAUCAGGUCAAAAUGAUGCCGCGCAAACUGGUGGUACUAAUUCCAAUCGUGCUCGUGCUACAGAACCAGUAGCACCACCGACGCGUGACAGUGAACCAGCCACUGUAGCUCCGCGUGGACGACCAUGA